Molecule: messenger RNA, 885 nt
Organism: Cynara cardunculus var. scolymus (artichoke)
Lineage: Eukaryota; Viridiplantae; Streptophyta; Magnoliopsida; Asterales; Asteraceae
Product: ubiquitin-conjugating enzyme E2 2-like
Exons: 6
Coding region: 141-599 (152 amino acids)
Source: RefSeq, a predicted model, not a curated record
AACCUUCGUCCUGCCUGCGAAACUGGUUUAAAAGGGUAAAGAGCGUUCACAGAUUCCCCCACCACCACCGGCGGCCGAUCAUCAUCUUUCCGGUCACUUCCGCCCUACUCUCUCGUCGCUGAACCUCUCAGGGGAGGAGGAUGUCUACGCCCGCAAGGAAGAGAUUAAUGAGAGAUUUUAAGAGGUUGCAGCAGGAUCCUCCUGCCGGUAUCAGUGGUGCUCCGAUCGAUAACAAUAUCAUGCUCUGGAAUGCUGUCAUAUUUGGUCCAGAUGAUACUCCUUGGGAUGGAGGUACGUUCAAGUUGACACUUCAGUUUUCAGAAGAUUAUCCUAAUAAGCCACCAACAGUGCGAUUCAUAUCUCGAAUGUUUCAUCCCAAUAUUUAUGCAGAUGGAAGCAUAUGUUUGGACAUUCUUCAAAAUCAGUGGAGUCCAAUUUAUGAUGUUGCUGCCAUUCUCACAUCAAUUCAGUCAUUGCUCUGUGAUCCAAACCCAAACUCACCAGCCAAUUCCGAAGCUGCACGGUUGUUUAGUGAGAAUAAGCGUGAGUAUAACAGAAAAGUGCGUGAAAUUGUGGAGCAGAGCUGGACGGCUGACUGAUGGUCGGGAAGGCACGGAGGAUCAAGAGGUCAUCAUUUUCGCACCGACAAAUCUCCCGGUAUGGUGGUACUUUCUUCUGAGAUGUACUUGUUUAAGAGAUUCAAUAACAAGCUUAGCGAAACACUAUGUUUAUUUGAAGGUGUCAUGCCAUACAAAUACAAUAUUUAGGGAAUUUAAGCUUCUGUCAUCUUUGAUCCGUGAUACGUUGCUUGCUUAUCAGACAUGUGUGUAUAUAUAAUUAUUUCUUGUGUUAUGUCGGUAUGAAAUUGUGCCAGUAUUUCUAGCU